CCAUUGAUACCUUGCUUUGCAGUCGUUCGAACAUCUUUCAAAUUGCAAACUUGAGUAUUGAUGAAGGUUUUAAUCUAAAAAGGAAGAAUUUAUCAAUUUGCGUGACAUUUCUUGAUUCGAUGUCGAAAAAUCUCUUCUGUUUUCUGCAUUUUUUCGGUUGUUUCGUAGUGGGAAUACAGUAAGGAGCUUGUAACGGUUAUUUAUCAGACCCGUCGUUUUCAUCGUACACUAUCAAUCGCAAAUCUACGGAUUACAUUGGAGAAUUUCAAUAGAAACUGAAUGUAGGAAACAUCGAGUUCGCAUUGAUUGUGUUCAAGAUUGUGUUGCAUCGCUUGAUAGAGUGAGCCGAUGAAAAAUAGCAAAUUCGCUCGAACGUAUAAUCAUAUGAAGGCGUGACAAAUUACAGAAGAAUUACCUUGGAAGCUUGCCUAUAUUGAAGUUCUGCCAAAAUGAUUUUCAUGAUACUAUUCUUCCUCAUAACGGGAGUGAUUCUCCAGUUCUUCUACAUCCAUUAUAAGAAAUUGGGAAGAACUAUAAACAACAUACCAGGACCGCUGCCUGUACCAAUAUUCGGGAACAUGCAUUUAUUGCAAGUUUCUUCAACCGAACUAUGGAAAACCAUCCGAAAAAUGGCCGAUCAGUAUUAUCCAAUUUUUAGGCUCUGGACCUUUUCGAUGCCAUUCCUUAAUAUUCGUCAUCCGAACGACAUCGAAACGAUCCUCGGGAAUCCUACAUCCAUUCAGAAAAGCGUGGCCUACAAGUUUCUGCACCCGUGGUUCCAGACAGGACUUCUCACCAGCUCCGGUCGCAAAUGGCAACAACGCAGGAAGAUACUGACGCCAGCGUUUCAUUUCAACGUGUUGCAACAGUUCACUGAUAUAUUUAUCGAAGAAUCGGAAAGCAUGUGUAUCUCGCUGAGAAAAGAGGGCGGGCCGGUCAUAAAAAAUCUGUUGUCCCUAAUUAGCGAGCACACUUUGAACGUGAUAUGCGAUACCGCGAUGGGAACUUCGUUGAAGGAUAAAGGUCCGUUCCAAGAGAAAUACCGGAACGCCGUGUACGAAAUGGGUCGGACUUUAGUGUACAGGUUCAUUCGGCCAUGGUUCUUUUACGACUUCUUCUUCUCAUUAUCUCCGCAAGGGUGGCUUCAGGCUAAGUUGCUGAAAAUUUUGCAUGGGUUUACUACGAAGAUCAUCAAGGAGAGGAUGGAGUAUCACGAUAAGACGGAUGGCAAAUUCUUGACUGGCAUAGAUAACGAAAAGAAGAAAAGCGAGGACGACAACUUCUAUGGAAUUCGUAAAAGGAGACUAGCCAUGCUGGAUCUCUUGAUAGCCGCGCACAGACGAAAUGAGAUAGAUUUGGAAGGUAUCAGAGAAGAAGUUGAUACAUUCAUGUUCAGGGGACACGAUACCACGGCCACGUCUCUUUGCUUCUCGAUUAUGCUGUUGGCCGAACACAAGGAGAUACAGGACCGAGCCAGAGCCGAGGUAAACGAGGUGCUGGAAGCGAACAAUGGUAAAAUGACUAUGUCCGCCCUACAAGAUCUACCGUAUCUCGAUCGAUGCAUCAAGGAAUCGCUUCGACUCUUCCCGAGUGUGCCAUUCAUAUCUCGCCUACCGGAAAUGGACAUGACAUUAAGCAAUUUCCCAGUGCCGCGAGACACGAUAGUUCAUCUCCACAUAAUGGACGUCCACAGGGACCCGCAGUUCUGGCCGAAUCCGGAAAAAUUUGAUCCCGACAGAUUCCUGCCGGAAAAUUCUCUGGGGCGCCAUCCUUAUUGUUAUAUACCUUUCAGCGCUGGCCCGCGGAAUUGUAUAGGACAAAAAUUCGCCAUGUUCGAAAUGAAAGCGUCGUUAGGACUAUUAUUGCACAACUUCUAUUUGGAGCCCGUCGAUUACAUUAAGGACAUAGCCAUCGACACCGAUCUGGUGAUACGUCCAGCUCAUCCGAUACGAACGAAAUUCAUUCCAAUCGAGAAAACGUGUUGAUGUCGGCGAUAUUCCGGUCUUGUAACGAGCAACUGUUCCAGCAGUGCAAUAUCUUGGCGUGAUGGCGUAGACAAAGUACAUUUCAUUUAACAGUUCACUAUUUGUAGUCCGAUCGUAUAAAUUAUGAACAAUACGGCAAGCUUAUCGAUCGCAAAACAGCUUCUACCGAAAAGGAAAAACGACGGAUAACUCUGGAGAAACGGCGAGCAGGAUAGAAUAUUUAUUAUUAACGUUUCUCUGAAUUGCCAGAGAAGUUCCUAUUAAUAUAAUACGUUUUUGUGUGAAUUCUUUCAAGGAUUUCGCGUUGUUUUACACGAGCAUAGUCGUCGGGUGUAUUCAAUUACUGCAAGACGUGUCGCAUAUAGCGGAAAGGUAUACGAAAAAUAAAUGCAUUUCGUAUCGUGCAGCUUUCAACGGGCUCAAUUGGCCUGUUAAGUAUCAACAAUUGUAAAUUAAAUGUUAAUUAUUGUAUUCUUUAU
Molecule: messenger RNA, 2464 nt
Organism: Nomia melanderi (Alkali bee)
Lineage: Eukaryota; Metazoa; Arthropoda; Insecta; Hymenoptera; Halictidae
Product: cytochrome P450 4C1
Molecular function (GO): oxidoreductase activity, acting on paired donors, with incorporation or reduction of molecular oxygen; heme binding; monooxygenase activity
Source: RefSeq, a predicted model, not a curated record